AUGCCUGCCAAGACGUACUGUGAGCGCGAGGAGCUCCUUGUGUCCAGUCUCCAGCAACUGGUGCAGCUGCGCGCCUUUCGGCCGCUGCUGAGCGCCUGGGGCGCGUGCAGGUUGCACUCGGCGUCCGACAGCGACAGCGAUGGUGAGCUGGACCCGGCGGCGGCGGCGUUCUUCGCCGACCUCCGCCGCGACUCGGCGCUGCUGGCCUCGGCGGGCGGAGGCGCUGAGCUGCACAGGCACGAGCAGCUGCUGGAAGCGGCGGAAGGCACGGACGAAGGCGUCCCGGUGGGGCAGCAGCGGCUGCUGCAGGUGGGGGUGAUGGGCGUGCCCAACGCCGGCAAGUCUACGCUGGUCAACGUUCUCGCCGGCUUCAAGGUGUCUGCCGUCUCACCCAAGACCAACACCACCGAGCGGCCACGGCUGGGCGCCUUCACCGAGGGGCCCUCCCAGGUGGUGCUGUACGACACGCCGGGCGUGGUGGACAAGCUGCACUACAAGAAUGCGGCGCACCGGCAGCGCGUGCGCGGCACCUGGGCUGUGGCCGCCGACUGCGACCUGCUGCUGCUGCUGGUGGAUGCGGCGCGGGAGCUGCAGCGGGCUGACCCGCGCGUGCACCGCCUGGUGGAGGAAAGCGCCAGCGGCGCCCGGCUCGGCAUGCCGCCCGGCUGGCGCCCGCCGCCCGGCGUGCUGGUGCUGAACAAGUGCGACGCGAUCGCGCGGCCGCAGCGGGCCGGCCUGCUGCCGCUGGCCGACAAGCUGCGGGCGCUGCGCCCCUUUGAGGAUGUGUUCUUCGUCAGCGCCAAGGAUGGGCGGGGCCUGCCCGAGCUGCGCCAGUUCCUGCUGGACCGAGCCACGCCUGGGGAGUGGGCCCUGGGGGCGGGCAUGGCCACAGACCGGGGCGAGGAGGAGCAGGCUCUGGAGGUGGUGCGUGAGCAGCUCUUCCUGCGCCUCUACAAGGAGGUGCCCUACGAGACGAGCCUGCGCGUGACCAGCUGCCUGCCGCAGCCCGACGGAUCGGUGCACAUCGAGAUGGAUGUGGUGGUGCGCAAGGACAGCCAGAAGGUGAUUGUGGUGGGCAGGAGCGGCGAGGCCAUUGGCGGCGUCAUGCUGGCGGCAGAGAAGGAGCUGCGGCGGAUGUGGGGCACCGGCGUGCGGCUAGUCCUGACCGUGAAGGUGCACAAGCCGGGGUGA
This is a messenger RNA of Chlorella variabilis, 1191 nucleotides long. RefSeq lists its product as hypothetical. NCBI's taxonomy places the organism in Eukaryota, Viridiplantae, Chlorophyta, Trebouxiophyceae, Chlorellales, Chlorellaceae. The record is from RefSeq and is a predicted model, not a curated record. Gene Ontology annotation, molecular function: rRNA binding; GTP binding; ribosomal small subunit binding. Gene Ontology annotation, biological process: ribosomal small subunit assembly. Bases 1 to 1191 code for a protein of 396 amino acids. The transcript is spliced from 7 exons.